AUGGAUCACGACACUGAAGUCAUAAUCAAGGAUUUCAAUAGUAUUCUUGAAGAGCUAACUUUCAAUUCGAGACCGAUCAUUACCACUCUUACGAAGUUAGCGGAAGAAAAUAUAUCAUGUGCCCAAUAUUUUGUUGAUUGUAUAGAGAAUAGGAUCGAAAAAUGUAUGCCUAAACAGAAACUAUACGCCUUUUACGCCUUAGAUUCCAUUUGUAAAAACGUUGGUAGUCCAUACACAAUCUACUUCAGUAGAAAUUUGUUUAAUCUAUACAGAAAAACAUAUCUCUUGGUGGAUAACACUACAAGAACGAAGCUCAUCAACAUGUUCAAGCUUUGGCUAAACCCAAACGACACCGGCAUGCCCCUGUUUGAGGGCUCUGCUCUAGAGAAGAUUGAACAAUUUCUAAUAAAGGCCAGCGCUUUGCACCAAAAAAAUUUACAAGCAAUGUUACCAACCCCCACUGUUCCUCUUCUACUAAGAGAUAUCGACAAGUUAACAUCUUUGACCAGCGACAGAUUAAAGAACCAGCCAAACGAUGAAAAACUGAAAAUGAAACUUUUGGUCUUAUCUCAAUUGAAGCAAGAACUGAAAAGAGAGAAGCUAACUCUCAAUGCGUUAAAGCAGGUUCAAAUGCAACUGAGACAGGUUUUUUCGCAAGACCAACAAGUAUUACAAGAAAGAAUGAGGUAUCACGAAUUUCAGCAGCAACAGCAACAGCAACAGCAACAAUAUCACGAAACUAAGGAAACCCAAGGAACCUCUCCUCAAAAUUCCAAUGCGGCUAUCCCACUAUUUGGUAACAACCCUGAUAUAAUGAACCAUCAGGGCACUUUAUCUUCAUCUCUCUUUGGAAAUAUUUCCGGUGUUGAAUCUUUUCAAGACAUCGAGAAAAAAAAAAACCUAAGUAAAAUCAAAAACCUUUAUGAAUCUUUGCAAUCUGAGGGGUUAAUAUAUACUCCACCAAAGGAAUCCAUUGUAACGCUUUAUACAAAGCUAAACGGCCAUUCAAGCUAUUCUUUGGACUCCAGGGAAAAACAAUUAAUGAAAAACCUACCAAAGAUACCGCUACUAAAUGACAUUCUCUCUGACUGUAAAGCCUAUUUCGCCACAGUCAACGUUGAUAUCUUGAAUAACCCAACCUUACAACUAUCUGAACAAACCUUACUUCAAGAAAACCCAAUCGUUCAAAAUAGUCUCAUUCAUUUAUUGUACAGAUCGAAACCAAAUAAAUGUAGUGUGUGUGGUAAGAGAUUCGGUAAUUCAGAAACUGAAAAACAACUACAAAACGAGCAUUUGGACUGGCAUUUCAGAAUAAAUACAAGAAUUAAAGGUUCUCAAAAUACAGCAAACACAGGUAUAAGCAACUCAAACUCAAAUACCACUACUACAAGGAAAAAUAUACAAUCAAGAAACUGGUAUUUGAGCGAUUCUCAAUGGGUAGCUUUCAAAGAUGAAGAAAUCACCUCUACACAGCAUAAAGUUGACUACACUGAUCCCAAUAUUAUGGAAAACAGUAAUAACAUCGAUAAUUCAAAUAGCUACGCUAAUGAAAUUAAUGAAAAGUCUGCAAAGGACACUUUAGGAAAUCGUAAAGAUAAUGAAGUAAAAAUAAAGGAAAAAUAUGUUGUCGUACCAGAAACUUCACAGGAUAUGGUUUUCAAGUGUCCGAUUUGUAAAGAAACUGUCACCGGUGUUUAUGAUGAGGAAUCGGGUGAAUGGAUCUGGAAAAAUACGAUUGAGGUUGAUGAUAAAUAUUUUCAUUCUACUUGCUAUCAUGAAACCUCCGAAAGUUUAAAUAAAUUUGAUGAAGGCUCAGUUGAUUUAGACGAUCUAAAAAAAUUAAUCACUAAAUAA
Messenger RNA from Saccharomyces eubayanus, 1854 nucleotides. RefSeq names its product Pcf11p (gene PCF11). The transcript has a single exon. The record is from RefSeq and is a predicted model, not a curated record. NCBI's taxonomy places the organism in Eukaryota, Fungi, Ascomycota, Saccharomycetes, Saccharomycetales, Saccharomycetaceae. Gene Ontology annotation, biological process: termination of RNA polymerase II transcription. Gene Ontology annotation, cellular component: mRNA cleavage factor complex; cytoplasm. Bases 1 to 1854 code for a protein of 617 amino acids. Gene Ontology annotation, molecular function: mRNA binding; RNA polymerase II complex binding.